AUGCGCCAGGCUGCUAUGGACGCCGAUCCAACGAAGACACACCGUUUCAUCCGUAACUUGCAUGAUGCUGGCAAGUUGGUUCGGAACUGCACCCAGAAUAUCGACUGCCUUGAAGAGAAGGCCGGCCUCUCUACCGAUGCACGAAAGGGCCUAAAAAGCGCCGAAUGUCAAAGUGGCCGAGAAAUGGAAACUGUUUUGGAUCCAGAGUCGCCUUGCCCAGCCUGCACUAAGAUAUCCAACGAUAGAAAAGCAAUAGGGAAACGCGCAUCCACAAUUGGGAGGCUUCGACCUGAUAUUGUGCUCUACGAUGAACUGGACCCUCGAGCUGAGUCGAUCUCCGCCGUUGUACGGCAUGACCAGUCGCUUCGCCUGGACGUCUUUCUGAUUAUGGGAACAAGCCUCGCGACACACGAGGUUCGGCGCCUCAUCAGGGAUUUCGCAGAGGUCAUUCAUAAGCGGCGGGUUGGGAAAGUGGUAUUUGUGAACCUUACUAAACCAGCCAAGAGCUGGGACAACGUGAUCGAUUACUGGGUUAAGUGGGACUGCGACGCCUGGGUAGGAGAUUUGAUGGAGCGCCAGCCGGCACUUGACCCCUCUACAGCGACCUUUGGGGUUCCUUUGCACCUCCCGCUGCUGGAGAAUGCGCAGCAUCUUUCACGUGGUGGUGCUGGGACGUCAGCAGACGAUGCUAUCUUGAUCUCGAGCGAUGAUGAGUCUGAUGAUGAUCUUGACGAGGGCCGAUCCGAUACAUAUUUUGAGUCGCUGGACAGGCUCCUACAAAAUGCACGCAACAGGGUGGAAUCCGGCCGUGUUACUGGUACAGGUAUGUGCUUAGAUCUCGCACUUCUCGGCAGGGCAACAUGUUGA
Molecule: messenger RNA, 867 nt
Organism: Podospora anserina S mat+
Lineage: Eukaryota; Fungi; Ascomycota; Sordariomycetes; Sordariales; Podosporaceae
Exons: 2
Coding region: 1-867 (288 amino acids)
Molecular function (GO): NAD+ binding
Source: RefSeq, a predicted model, not a curated record